UGAGAGGGGACAGAUCAGAGGCCAGAGAAGCUGAAGCACAAUGGAGGAGUCAAGCAGCCAGUCAAACAAGAAAAAAGUUGUAGUGGUGGGCGGUGGUUUGGUUGGGGCGCUGAACGCCUGCUUCUUUGCCAAAAGAGGCUUUGAUGUGGAAGUCUUUGAAAUCCGGGAAGAUAUCCGCAGAGCCAAAGUUGUGAAAGGAAGAAGCAUCAACCUGGCUUUGUCCCACAGGGGCCGGCAAGCACUGAAGCAUGUUGGGAUGGAAGAAAAGAUCGUCUCCCAGGGGAUCCCCAUGCAUGCAAGAAUGAUUCAUUCCCUGAGUGGGAAACAGUCCCCCAUCCCUUAUGGCAAGAAAGGCCAGUUCAUUCUGUCAGUAGAUCGAGCCAAUCUGAACAAAGAGCUGCUGACAGCGGCAGAAAAGUAUCCAAACACAAAGCUGAACUUUGAACGCAAACUGCAGGAUUUGAGUCCUGAAACAGGGCUGAUGACCUUUGCCAGGUCAGAUGGGUCCCACGAGGAAAUCAAGGCAGAUCUGAUUGUCGGCUGUGAUGGAGCUUUUUCUGCUGUUCGCAAGCAGUUCCUUCGUCGCAGCCGCUUUAACUACAGCCAGACCUACAUCCCCCAUGGCUACAUGGAGCUCACCAUGCCACCCAUCAAUGGAGAGUUCGCCAUGAAGCCUAAUUAUCUGCACAUCUGGCCACGAAACACGUUCAUGAUGAUUGCCCUGCCCAACUUGGACAAGACAUUUACCUGUACCCUCUUCAUGCCUUUUGAUGAGUUCGAGAAGAUCACUACAGGAGAUGAAGUCAUCGAGUUUUUCCAGAAUUACUUCCCUGAUGCCAUACCAUUAAUAGGAGCUGAUGCUCUCAAGAGGGAUUAUUUCCGAUUGCCUGGACAGGCCAUGGUGUCUGUCAAGUGCUCCCCAUAUCACAUUGGAGACAAAUGUGUCCUCAUGGGCGAUGCAGCCCACGCAGUGGUGCCUUUCUACGGGCAGGGGAUGAACGCUGGCUUUGAGGACUGCAUUGUCUUUGAAGAAGUAAUGGCUCAGUUCAAUGAGGAUUUCAGUGCUGUACUGCCUGAGUAUACCAGAGUGCGAGUUCCAGACGACCAUGCCAUUGCAGACCUGGCCAUGUACAACUACAUCGAAAUGAGGGCCCACGUCAACUCCAAAUGGUUCCUUUUCAGAAAGCAUAUCGAUAACCUCCUCCACUUCCUCAUGCCAAAGACAAUCAUUCCACUUUACACAAUGGUCACUUUCACUAGGACAAGGUAUCAUGAAGCCGUGGAACGCUGGCACUGGCAAGACAAAGUGAUAAACCGUGGCUUGCUUUUCAGUGCCACAGGAGCUGUUUUGGGAGGCUCCUACCUGCUCAUUAAAAAUCAUUCUCACAUUAACAAGCUCAUCGUACCCGCUGAGAAAAUGUGGGACAGGCUUGUGGCCCUCUGGACCCCCUCAGCGCCGGCUCUGAUCUGACAGACAAGUGCAAAGACUGCGGCAUCAAACACGAGAACUGAGAGAAUCCAAAUUUUAAUUAGAGUUUGACUGAAUCCCCAAAUGAACACAAUGAAGGCUCUGCCAGGCAAGUUGAUGUAGUGUAAUAAUGACUGUGCUAAGUUAUAGUCACAAUGGUUGAUAUGAUUUUACAACAUUUCACCUGUGUAUGAACAAGAGCUGUUUAAUUAAAGAAGCCCAACAGCGUGCCAUCAUCACCACUUGCACAAUUUUCAAUGUGAAAACAGCAAAGUGUCACUAUUAAACUCACAGGAAGUGGCUCAGGGUACAUGCUGUUUAAGAUUAUUUGGAUGUUUACACCCGAACUGCAAAUAAAUGUUUCCUCAGCUCAUCGUUA
This is a messenger RNA of Plectropomus leopardus (leopard coralgrouper), 1847 nucleotides long. It is a transcript of the gene kmo, whose product is annotated as kynurenine 3-monooxygenase. NCBI's taxonomy places the organism in Eukaryota, Metazoa, Chordata, Actinopteri, Perciformes, Serranidae. Gene Ontology annotation, cellular component: mitochondrial outer membrane. The record is from RefSeq and is a predicted model, not a curated record. Gene Ontology annotation, molecular function: FAD binding; kynurenine 3-monooxygenase activity. Gene Ontology annotation, biological process: quinolinate biosynthetic process; L-tryptophan catabolic process.